Rotaria sp. Silwood1 is the source of this 225-nucleotide messenger RNA. Lineage: Eukaryota; Metazoa; Rotifera; Eurotatoria; Philodinida; Philodinidae. The record is from the annotation of a GenBank genome assembly.
AUGAGUCAUAGUAAAAGAUUAAUUAAUGACUUUCUUGAGACAAUUCAAUCAUGGAAAGAUUGGAUUUCAUUCAGUUAUAUUGAAAUUAUUCAUGUUCGACAAGGAGUAUUGACAGGUAUCGAAUUAGAAACGCGAUGCCAAUUAGCAUUUUUACUUGAAAAAAUUCGUCGUUGUGAAGCUGAUGAAAAAGAAAUGGUCGAAUUAUUAGAUAAAUUUAAUGUAUAA